This is a messenger RNA of Pundamilia nyererei, 2704 nucleotides long. It is a transcript of the gene glra4a, whose product is annotated as glycine receptor, alpha 4a. Gene Ontology annotation, molecular function: glycine binding; transmembrane signaling receptor activity; transmitter-gated monoatomic ion channel activity. Gene Ontology annotation, biological process: monoatomic ion transmembrane transport. NCBI's taxonomy places the organism in Eukaryota, Metazoa, Chordata, Actinopteri, Cichliformes, Cichlidae. The record is from RefSeq and is a predicted model, not a curated record. Gene Ontology annotation, cellular component: plasma membrane. The coding region runs from base 678 to 2042 and encodes 454 amino acids. The transcript is spliced from 9 exons.
AUUACCUGCUGAUACUUGCAGGAAAACAAAAUGGUGAAAGGCAUAAAACAGCUUGUGGCGCUGUGGAUAAUACUCGAAGAAAGCUAUUUUAUUGCGCUAGAAAUCUUAAAUAAUAACAAUUUAAAAAUGAACUUUCACAUUUUACUUACACGUUUUUGAGUGUUUUAGUCCAAACUGGUCAUCAGCUAGCGUCUAAUUAGGUCAUCAUCGGAGGCCUCACUCCCUUCAUUCUAAUUAAGGAUAAUUACACCAGAGGCAGCCGUCAAAACAAAAGCUACUGUUCCUUUAAAUCUUCACUCCUUUCAAAUGUUUUGGAGCGAGGGAGGGAAAUACAGUGAAAAGGAGACGAAACCACAUUGUCAAGGAAAAGGAGAGAGGAAAAAAGAGACCCACGCGUAAACUGACACUCCCCUUGAACACAUGCACCAGCGCACUGACAGUCUGACCAGUGCCGUCCAGCCGCCUGAAGCACAGCGCCCGCUGUUUGCAUGUGUUCACCCCCCUUUGGACUUGGUGGGAGGGGGGAGAAGUUUACCCAAAGACCAGCCUGGAUCACUGAGAGAGACGAUGCCUUUUUCCUCCACACCGGUCUCACGAUUCUUCAGUGGAUUUGCUGAUUCCCACAAUUAACCUUGCAAGUUAUUCAUCGGGAGUGGGGCGAGAUUUCGAGCCAGAGGAUGCUCCCACAGGUCAUUCGGAUACUGUAUGUCUUGUCUUUCUGCUUUUUCCAAGGAGUCUUUAUCAGACUGAGCUCCUGUAAGGAGGAGAUAAAGCACCCCAGCAAACAAGAGCUUUCACCUUCUGACUUCCUGGACAAACUCAUGGGGAAAACAUCAGGAUAUGAUGCACGGAUCAGACCCAACUUCAAAGGUCCGCCUGUGAACGUCACCUGUAAUAUUUUUAUCAACAGCUUUGGUUCAAUCACAGAAACGACCAUGGACUACAGGCUCAAUGUAUUUCUACGGCAAAAAUGGAAUGACCCUCGUCUGGCAUACAGCGAAUACCCCGAUGACUCCCUUGAUCUGGAUCCAUCCAUGUUGGACUCUAUCUGGAAACCUGAUUUAUUCUUCGCAAACGAGAAAGGAGCCAAUUUCCAUGAGGUCACUACUGAUAACAAGCUGCUACGGAUUUUCCAAGAUGGCAGCGUUCUUUACAGUAUCAGGCUGACUCUUACCCUGUCUUGCCCUAUGGACUUGAAGAAUUUCCCAAUGGACAUUCAGACCUGUACCAUGCAGCUUGAAAGCUUUGGUUACACGAUGAAUGACUUAAUCUUUGAGUGGCUGUCUGAGAACCCCGUUCAGGUGGCCGAUGAUCUCACCCUGCCUCAGUUUGUGCUAAAAGAAGAGAAGGAUUUGGGCUACUGCACUAAGCACUACAACACAGGUCAGUUCACCUGCAUUGAGGUGAAGUUCCACCUGGAACGUCAGAUGGGUUACUACUUAAUCCAGAUGUACAUCCCUUCCCUUCUCAUUGUUAUCCUCUCAUGGGUCUCUUUCUGGAUAAACAUGGAUGCUGCACCAGCCAGAGUUGGUCUGGGCAUCACCACAGUACUUACAAUGACCACACAGAGCUCCGGCUCAAGAGCCUCUUUGCCCAAGGUGUCUUAUGUGAAGGCCAUUGACAUCUGGAUGGCAGUGUGCCUUUUGUUUGUGUUUGCUGCCCUUCUGGAGUAUGCAGCAGUUAACUUCGUCUCAAGGCAACACAAGGAGUUCAUCAGGCUGAGGAAAAAGCAGCGGCAGCAGAGAAUAGAGGAGGAACUGGUGAGGGAGAGCCGCGGUUUUUACUUCCGGGGUUAUGGCCUGGGUCACUGCCUGCAGACCAAGGAUGGCACUGCUGUGGAAGGAGCCAGCGUGUUCACCCCACCACCACCUCCAAUUACCAUGUUUGAUGGAGAAGUGCUUCACAAGCGUUUCGUGGACCGAGCCAAACGAAUUGACACCAUAUCCAGAGCCGUUUUCCCCCUGAGCUUUCUCAUAUUUAACAUCUUCUACUGGGUCACCUAUAAAGUGCUGCGACAUGAAGACAUCCAUGCAAAUUUGUAAAACACUCUGCCAGUCUGGGAUGUUGUUGUUUGUUUGUUUGUUUGUUUGUUUGUUUUCUCGAAACCAAAACUGCCUGUCAAUCUACAUUACAGUGAGGAACCGUGUCAAAAGGCACAUCUGCUUCUCAGAACCACUGCUAAAAAUAAAAAUGUUGUGCUCAGGUGCGUCUUCAGGAUCUUGGACAUAGAGCAGUCGAGAGAAACUAGAUUAUGCUGCGUGGUUUCUGGCUGUUGUGUGCAUUUCCGUCUUGGAUUGAUUUGCCUGGAUUACAGCAGAGACGAGACACUAACGGUACUUUUGGGUUCAUGACCUUUGCUUCAAAAGAUGGAUAAAUGAUUUCAGCGAAGUUGGUCCUGGCUGAACAAGACAUUCUGACUUGAAUUUUGACACUACCCAGCUUUGAAUGAAUGUUUUUGAAAAUAUUUUUUUUAAACAACUUUAACAAAUGGGUGCAAACAGUACGGGCGGGGAGGGGAAGGGGGUCUUUGAUAUUUCUGACUAUUCAGUACGUGAUGAUCAUUCAGUUUAAGUAUCUGUAACAAGAGAUUAUAUAUAAUGGUGUAUAAAAGUGUAUAUAACAAAGCUGUUCAUUAUACUGCACAAAGCACAAAUAUGUAUUUCCUUUUGUCUAAAUUUAAAUAAAUUAAAUAAAUUGUUAUUCU